UGUCUGGUCAUUGCAUCAGUUCGGGUCGCCAGGCGGCAGCGCUGACUCCUACCCUGUCUCGGGCUUGCGCGACCUCUGGGUCUCCAGCAACAAAAUGGUUCAACAAGUGCCAGAAAACAUCAAUUUUCCUGCUGAAGAAGAAAAGAUAUUGCAGUUCUGGUCUGAAUUUAAUUGUUUUCAGGAAUGCUUAAAGCAAUCAAAACAUAGACCAAAAUUUACCUUCUACGAUGGCCCUCCUUUUGCAACUGGACUGCCUCACUAUGGGCAUAUACUUGCGGGCACCAUUAAAGACGUAGUCACAAGAUAUGCUCACCAGAGUGGGUUUCAUGUUGACAGAAGAUUUGGAUGGGAUUGUCAUGGUUUACCUGUGGAAUAUGAAAUUGACAAGACACUGGGAAUCAGAGGGCCAGAGGACGUGGCCAAAAUGGGGAUUGCAGAGUAUAACAAUCAGUGCCGUUCAAUUGUGAUGAGAUACUCUUCUGAAUGGAAGUCUAUUAUUACCAGACUUGGCCGAUGGAUUGACUUUGACAACGACUACAAAACUCUAUAUCCACAAUUCAUGGAAUCUGUCUGGUGGGUGUUCAAACAACUCUAUGAUAAAGGCCUUGUUUACAGAGGUGUGAAAGUCAUGCCCUUCUCCACGGCUUGUAAUACUCCACUUUCCAACUUUGAGGCACACCAAAAUUACAAGGAUGUUCAAGAUCCUUCAGUAUUUGUAACUUUCCCUUUGGAAGAAGAUGAAAAUACAUCUUUGGUUGCUUGGACAACCACUCCCUGGACUCUACCUAGUAAUCUUGCUCUCUGUGUUAAUCCAGAUAUGGUAUAUGUAAAGGUUAAAGAUAUUGCCAGACGAAAAUUACUCAUUUUAAUGGAAGCCAGAUUAUCAGCCCUCUAUAAGUUGGAGAGUGACUAUGAGAUCCUUGAAAGAUUUCCUGGUGUCUAUCUCAAAGGCAAGAAAUACAAGCCCUUGUUCGACUAUUUUCUGAAGUAUAAAGAAAACGGCGCUUUCACUGUGCUUGUCGACAGUUACGUGAAGGAGGAAGAAGGCACAGGGGUUGUGCACCAGGCUCCUUACUUCGGAGCUGAUGACUUCCGUGUCUGUAUGGACUUCAAUAUUAUUCAGAAAGACUCGCUCCCUAUUUGUCCUGUGGAUGCUUCAGGCUGUUUCACAGCAGAAGUGACACAUUUUGCAGGACAGUAUGUGAAGGAAGGUGACAAAAAUAUCAUCAGGACCUUGAAAGAACAGGGCCGACUUCUUGUGGCCAGCACCUUCACUCAUAGCUACCCUUUCUGCUGGAGGUCAGACACACCCCUCAUUUACAAAGCGGUGCCCAGCUGGUUCGUGCGCGUGGAGCACAUGGUGGACAAGUUACUGAGGAACAACGGCCUCUGCUACUGGGUACCAGAGUUUGUGCGAGAAAAGCGGUUUGGAAACUGGCUGAAAGAUGCACGUGACUGGGCAAUUUCCAGGAACAGAUACUGGGGCACCCCUAUCCCGCUGUGGGUCAGUGACGACUUUGAGGAGGUAGUUUGCAUUGGCUCAGUGGCGGAACUUGAGGAACUCUCAGGAGCAAAGAUCUCAGAUCUCCACAGAGAAAGCAUUGACCACCUGACCAUCCCAUCGCGCUGUGGGAAAGGGCCCCUGCGGCGCAUCUCUGAGGUGUUUGACUGCUGGUUCGAGAGCGGCAGCAUGCCCUAUGCCCAGGUUCACUAUCCAUUUGAAAGCAAGAGGGAGUUUGAUGAUGCUUUUCCCGCAGACUUCAUUGCUGAAGGCAUUGACCAAACCAGAGGAUGGUUUUACACCCUGCUGGUACUGGCCACAGCCCUCUUUGGACAACCACCUUACAAGAACGUGAUCGUGAAUGGGCUCAUCCUGGCGAGUGAUGGACAAAAAAUGAGCAAACGGAAAAAGAAUUAUCCAGAUCCAGUUUCCGUCAUCCAAAAGUAUGGUGCCGAUGCCCUUAGGUUAUAUCUGAUUAACUCUCCUGUGGUAAGAGCAGAAAACCUCCGCUUUAAGGAGGAGGGUGUGCGGGACGUCCUUAAGGAUGUGUUGCUCCCAUGGUACAAUGCUUACCGCUUCUUCGUCCAGAACGUCUUGCGGCUCCACAAGGAGGAAGAAAUAGAAUUCCUUUACAAUGAGAAUACAGUCAAAGAAAGCCCCAACAUUACAGACCGGUGGAUCCUCUCCUUCAUGCAGUCACUCCUGGGCUUCUUUGAGACUGAAAUGGCAGCUUAUAGGCUUUAUACUGUGGUGCCUCGCCUGGUCAAGUUUGUAGAUGUUCUGACCAAUUGGUAUGUCAGAAUGAAUCGUAGAAGGUUAAAGGGUGAAAAUGGGACAGAGGAUUGUGUUAUGGCCCUGGAGACCUUGUUUAGUGUCCUGCUCUCUCUGUGCAGACUGAUGGCCCCUUACACACCAUUUCUCACUGAAUUGAUGUACCAGAAUCUAAAGGCGCUGACUGAUCCCGUUUCUGUCCAGGAUAAGGAUACACUCAGUAUCCACUACCUCAUGCUGCCUCGUGUUCGAGAGGAACUGAUUGACAAGAAAACUGAGAAUGCAGUGUCUAGGAUGCAGUCCGUCAUUGAACUUGGGCGAGUGAUCCGGGACCGAAAAACUAUUCCAAUAAAGUAUCCUUUGAAAGAAAUUGUGGUUAUCCAUCAAGAUCCCGAAGCUCUGAAUGAUAUCAGUUCCUUGGAGAAGUAUAUCCUUGAGGAAUUGAAUGUUCGUAAAGUUACACUGUCUACGGAUAAAAACAAGUACGGCAUUCGGCUAAGGGCAGAGCCAGACCACAUGGUCCUGGGAAAGCGUCUGAAGGGAGCCUUUAAAUCAGUGAUGACGGCCAUCAAGCAGCUGAAGAGUGAGGAGCUGGAGCAGUUCCAGAAGACUGGGAGCAUUGUUGUGGAAGGCCACGAACUGCAUGCAGAAGACAUCCGCCUUAUGUACGCCUUUGACCAGACCACCGGAGGGACCACACAGUAUGAAGCACAUUCGGAUGCUCAGGCUUUGGUUCUGUUAGACAUCACCCCUGACCAGUCAAUGGUGGAUGAAGGAAUGGCUCGGGAAGUUAUCAAUCGCAUCCAGAAACUUCGCAAGAAGUGUAAUCUGGUUCCCACUGAUGAAAUAACCGUGUAUUAUAAUGCAAAAUCUGAAGAAAGGUAUCUGAGUACAGUUAUUGAAAGCCACACAGAGUUCAUAUGUGCCACCAUAAAGGCUCCCCUGAAACCAUAUCCAGUUUCUACAUCAGAAAAAGUUCUUAUUGAAGAAAAAAUACAGUUAAAGGGCUGUGACCUGGAAAUUACGCUCACCAGAGGGCUGUGCACUCCUGGUCCCGUGUGUGCUUAUGUCAAUCUUCACAUCUAUGCCAGUGGCAAGGAACAAGAUGGAGUAUUGCUUCUGGAAAAUCCAAAAGGAGAUAAUCAGUUGGACCUUCUGAAGCUAAAGAGUGUUGUUUCUAGCAUUUUUGGUGUUAAAACUACAGAGCUGGCUGUCUUCCAUGGUGAAACAGAAAUACAAAACCAAACAGACUUGCUGAGCCUCACUGGAAAAACACUCUGUGUGACUGCAGGACCAGCCCCCUCUCCGGCCAGUAGUCCUGGUCCUCUCCUCUGUCAGUACAUCAACCUGCAGCUCCUCGAUGCAGAGCCUCAAGAGUGUUUAGUGGGCACAGUUGGUACUCUGCUGUUGGAAAACCCACUGGGGCAGAAUGGACUCACCCACCAGGGUCUUUUGUAUGAAGCAGCCAAGGUGUUUGGUCUUCGCAGCAGGAAGCUGAAGCUCUUUCUGAAUGAGACUCAAACCCAAGAAAUUACAGAAGACAUCCCCAUGAAGACUCUGAAUAUGAAGACUGUGUAUGUUUCUGUAUUGCCAACGACUGCAGACUGCUAGCGCUCAUUUCUUUGUGUGGUUUGGUCAACAUUUCCCUUGGACCUUUUUCCUUUACAUUUAUAUCCAUGGACAUGAAGAUAUGUCCUUUCAUUCUAAUAUGCUGCUUUGGCCCAAAGUUCAAAUAGGAUUGAUGAAGUGACUUGAGACCUCAUGUAAACUAUUCACACUUAACCUUAAACACCUAUGCAGUUGUGUUGGGGAAAGUUAUUACCUCAGCACCACAAAAUUUAUUUCUAUACUUGAGUUCAUGAAAUACAGAAAGGAGAAUUCACUUAAAAGGCAUAAUAUUUGUGAAUAUUGAUUUAUGGCCUUUUAAAACUGAUUUGAGACCCUUAAAGAAGUGGACAUAUUAUAUAUUUCUGCUACCUG
This is a messenger RNA of Fukomys damarensis (Damara mole-rat), 4252 nucleotides long. It is a transcript of the gene Iars1, whose product is annotated as isoleucyl-tRNA synthetase 1. Gene Ontology annotation, molecular function: ATP binding; aminoacyl-tRNA deacylase activity; isoleucine-tRNA ligase activity. The transcript is spliced from 34 exons. Gene Ontology annotation, biological process: isoleucyl-tRNA aminoacylation. NCBI's taxonomy places the organism in Eukaryota, Metazoa, Chordata, Mammalia, Rodentia, Bathyergidae. Bases 95 to 3883 code for a protein of 1262 amino acids. The record is from RefSeq and is a predicted model, not a curated record.